GCAGAAUAGGGCAUUAAUCUAGAAUUUCUUUAUAGCAUUUGGACACACAAGUGACUUGGUGCGCAUUUAAAACCUCGUGGCUUUCGUUGAUGGAGCGGAGCGCUGUUCAGUGGUGUCUAUUGCCUUCGAGACUGAAUUGGGUGUGAACUUAUUAAUUGUGUGAGAGGCGCGCGGAGGAAGACCCCUGGCCAACUGCCUUCAUCCUGCGCGUAAUAUGGGAAAUUGUACCGAUGAUUGAGCUCGUUAUUGGAGUUAAUGAUCUGGGGAAUUUCUUUGCGGUCGUGCCGGGUUAUUUUUGGUCGUUAAAUUGACAUAUAUGGUUCGAGAUGUUUAGGACUCGGCUCGCCUGCACUUAAAGAGUCUCCUGGGAUCCUCCUCUGUGUUAAUCCCUCACCAUCUCCAAACCGUCCUCUCGUCCGUCAACACAAGGGCCACUCCGUGCAGGAACGAUUCUCCAAGAGCUGGAAAAGCGAGAGUGUAUUUUGUCCAUGACCGCCACAUUUUGAUCCCGGCGUCUCGCAUGCAUUUGGCUCUCAAUUUCGAGAGUUGAACAACCGCUUGAGCGUGAUGAUUUUUUUCGGUGGACAUCUCUCCUUGGUGAGCAGCAGAGUAUUCCAGUGAUUUACGAAUAAAGAAAAAAAAGGAAAACGAGACUGGGAAAUCAAAUAAGAUUCUUAAAAUUGUGCCGUUCAAGGGCUUUUAGCCACAAUCAUGGAAACAGUGCCCAGCUACAUCCCAUCGAUAUGGGUACGGGUCUGCCAUGCCCUGCCCCGCCUGGACCUCACCAUGCAGAUGCGCGACAACAUCUUUACACCAGAGAGUUGGGAGUACCAGCAGACGCUGCUUGUGCUAUCCAGUCUCUCUGCCAUUGCGCUCAUCCUCUCUCUCCUCGUGGUCCUCUCCUUCCUCAUCCACUACUGCUGCUGUCACCGCGGCGACUCGGGCAAUGCCUCUGAUGAGGAGGAGGAAGACGACGAUGCCAGCGGUGGUCACGGUUACAGUGGAAGGAAGGGAAGGGGCAUCUGUUGUGUUACAUGGGUCUCUGUGGCAGCAGUCACCCUUUGCUGUGUUGCCAUAGGCGUUGGUUUCUAUGGCAACAGCGAGGCCAACGAUGGGAUGUAUCAGUUGACCUCGUCGCUGCUCACAGCCAAUUACACGCUGGCUUCCAUCGAUCUGCUGGUGUCUGACAUGGUCACUGGGCUGCAGCAGUCCGUGUCCGGGCCCCUGACCUCCAUGGAGGACCUGUUCUCGGGCAGCAAGCCGGCCUUGGUGUCCACGCGCUCCUGCCGCCGCCUCUCCGAGCGGGUGGUGUCCCUGCUCUCCUCCCUCAGCCUGGGCCGUGCCCUGGUGCCCACCGAUGGGGGCACGGGCAACGGCAGCGACACCAUCAUCGGGGCCCUGACGCCAGCCCCACCCUCCAUCGUCCCCACCCUGACUCCUGCCGGAGGUUCACCACAGGGUCCCUUCGCCCCCGGCUGGGCUGCCACCACCCUCAUGGUGAACGAGGACUACAGGUGGCUGUCGUAUGUGCUGCUGUUGCUGCUGGACCUGGUGGUGUGUCUAUUCAUCCUGCUGGGUUUGGCCAAACAGGCCCGCUGGCUACUCAUACUGAUGACGGUGCUGGCCUGGUUGGCGCUCUUCCUGAGCUGGGGUUCGCUGGGCUUGGAGACAGCCACUGUCGUGGCUCUGAGCGAUUUUUGCACUGACCCAAACACAUUUGUCCUCAACUCAACUAAUUUCAAUACUGGAACAAGCACAGACAUUUUGGAUUAUUACCUCACGUGCAGCAGGAGAAGUAGCAGCCCCUUCCAGCAGCUGCUGACCCAGUCCCAGAGGGCGCUGUCCAGCAUCCACUCCCAUCUCUCCACCCUGGAGAGAGACGCGCUCCCUCGCUUCCCCAAGGCAGAGAAAUCGCUCAGGGAAGUGCAGCAGAUUCUCAACUCUACCGAGGGCAACUUCCACCAGCUAGUGGCACUACUCAACUGCCGUGGGCUCAACAAGGACUACAUAGACUCUCUGAAGGGCCUGUGCUAUGACGGGAUGGAGGGCCUCCUCUACCUGUCUCUCUACUCCUUCCUCUCCGCCCUGGCCUUCACCGCUAUCCUGUGCUCACUCCCUGGCGCCUGGAGAAGCUUCGCCGGUGACUCAGAAGAUUACGAAGACUCCGACAGCGAGAGUGAGGACCCCUUCACUUCCCAUCAGGCACGUAGACAGACGGCCAUGGGCUCUCAGCAGCGUGGGGCCUUGCCCCCCUUCUAUAGUUACCAAGGGGCCGGCUGGACACCCCCAUUUUCUAGUGCGCCACCCCUCCCGACUCCAAACGCUUCCUCCAAUGGCAACCCUGGCUAUGAGAGCCUACCCUUGAUUGACAGGCAGUCCCCACCCCCCUCUUACUCUCCCAGCAUGCUGACUGGCUAUGGGGGUAGUCAAUCAAACCCCAACCCUGCCCAUUCGAGGAAUCUGUAUUCACGCUAAUUAUUUUUUAUGUAUAGAAUUAAAAAAAGAAAAAGAAUCUAUAUAUAUAGAAAAAGUUUUAGUUUUCAUAUGGGUGGACACUUUACUGAGAUGAAAAGACUAAUAAAAAAAAAUGUGAAUGCAACACAUGGAAUCAAGGGUGUAACGUCAGUACCAUGAAGAAUUAGAAGCACUUAAAACUCAACAGCUUGAACACACUGACAGAUAGAAACAUUUAGUAUGGUUGGGAGGUUGAUCCUCACUGAAAUUAACCCCUUCAAGAAACCCUUCUUCAGUCUGUCUAUAGUGUUAUUGUUUAUGGUUACAUUGAAAGCCUGAAUGGUAUUGACGUUACGGUAGUUAUAUAUUUUUUACAUGUAUCACCACUUUUAUUUUGGAGCUUUUUUUAUAUUGUUGUAAUGUAGUCAAGACACAUAGCAACGAUGGCACAAUUCCAGUGUAUGAUUAUGCAGUGUUCCUCACUUGGUAUUGAAACUUUUUUUUAAUUAUUGUUUACUGUACUUUUUUUUAUAGGUGGCAACUCUGUAUUACCUUGUAUACCUUUCUGAUACUCUAUAACCUAUAUUCACUGUAAAUUAUGUUUGGAUAUUUGAUGCACUUUUUUUCCUCAUUAUGAAAAUAUUCAUGCGAGGGCUACAAUGACCAUCGUCUCUGGUAGCUGACUGGACUACAUACCCCUUCUGGCACUGAGCAAUACAGCCUCUAUCUCACUGACAAUGACACAGUGGUUACAAAGUAAGCAGCAAUAAUACGGACAUUCAAUGAAAUAGUGUUGUCUGCGUGUGUCAGGGGUCUGUGGGAUGUUCUAUGUGUGUAUAUAUCUAUACACAUGUGCAUAUAAAUAUGAAUAUAUAAAUAUAUAUAUAUAUAUAGUAUGGUGGACAUAUUGCAUUGAUCUCCCAUCCCUUAUCAACCAACCCCGAGUUUCUUCAUGCUGUUUCUCAAUAUUGACUUUCUAUGGUAUUAAUGCUCCUUUUGAAUGGCAUCCUUUUUUCACUACAGAGUCUAAUACAAGUAAAAAAAAUAAAAUGUAUAACAUGACUUGCAUGUGUGAUUACAAUGAUUUCUGCAGGUUACA
Engraulis encrasicolus (European anchovy) is the source of this 3553-nucleotide messenger RNA. RefSeq names its product tweety family member 1 (gene ttyh1). The record is from RefSeq and is a predicted model, not a curated record. The coding region runs from base 712 to 2475 and encodes 587 amino acids. Gene Ontology annotation, molecular function: volume-sensitive chloride channel activity; intracellularly calcium-gated chloride channel activity. Lineage: Eukaryota; Metazoa; Chordata; Actinopteri; Clupeiformes; Engraulidae. Gene Ontology annotation, cellular component: plasma membrane; smooth endoplasmic reticulum membrane. The transcript has 15 exons.